AUGGCGUUGUUCCUAGCUGACUUUGCCAAUGCGGCGUUAGAGGCCCUUACUGCAGAGCCCUUGGCCCCACCCACAGAGGCCACUCUCCGACAGCUGACGGACCCCUCACGGCGGCCAGCGGAGCCUUGCCGCCCGCUCCCCCAAAACAUCCUUGAUGCUGCCUCUGCUGCCCCCGUGGCACUCGACCGUGUGGCACUGCUUGCGCCGAGCACGCCGUGGUGCUGCGCUAG
Symbiodinium necroappetens is the source of this 230-nucleotide messenger RNA. The record is from the annotation of a GenBank genome assembly. NCBI's taxonomy places the organism in Eukaryota, Dinophyceae, Suessiales, Symbiodiniaceae.